Molecule: messenger RNA, 291 nt
Organism: Hydatigera taeniaeformis
Lineage: Eukaryota; Metazoa; Platyhelminthes; Cestoda; Cyclophyllidea; Taeniidae
Source: the annotation of a GenBank genome assembly
AUGUCGCACGAAACUUGUGGCCAUGUGAAUCCUUCUGGCAGCAAUUGUGAUGAUGCUGGUGGUGGUGGCGUUGGUUGUGGUGGUGGUGGUGGUGGUGGUGGUGGUCGUCGUCUUCUGCUUAUCCCCACCGCGCAUUCUACGUCGUACAGCAAACUGCUGCACCGUACUCCCCAACACCACAGCAACAGGAAGGCGCGAAAAGAUGCCAAUUCUCACUUUGAUGGAGAUAAUGCUGGUGGUGCUGGUGCUGAUGCUUGUGCUAGUGGUGAUGCGAGAAUCGGUGCUGAGUGA